AAGUUAAGAAACACUGGGUAAAACACCCACUGAAAUAUGGAAGAGGAAAAAACCUACCAAGACUCUGCAUUGAUCCAUUGCAUCCACAAGAUGGCGCUCUAGCUCCAUGUAGAGAUUUGGUUUCAAAUAACAGCAGUGAGAGUUCAACUUUGCUUUUGUCUUACACUCGUGAUGCAUGUAAUGUCUCAGUGUAUUUUGUAUUUUUGACCUUUUUUCAGUAUUCUAAGACUCCUUCAGUGUUAUAGGCUCACGAAACUUAAUGGAUUGCAUCGUCUCAAAUUGCAAAUUGCAGGUGCGUGCAAACACAAGGUCCACCCACCACAAUAUUACUGACACUUGACAAAAGAGAGAAUAUUUGGAGAAAGAGGAAGAGGAAUUAAAAUGGACACUUUUCUUUUCAUGCUCGUGUUUGGGCUUUUGAUGUUCGGUGGGUGCUUGGCCAGGGUGGUGACAGUGUCUCCUGGGCCAUUAAUCCGGGUGGAGGGUCAGCCGGUCUCCAUCAGAUGUGAUGUCAAUGAAUAUUCGGGACCUCGUGAGCAGGAUUUCGAGUGGAUGAUGUCCAGGGAUGGGAGCGGGACGAGGAUAAAGAUAAUCUCCACCUUCGACACCAGCUACUCCCACCCAUCGCUCAGCAAGCGGGUCGCGUCUGGCGACAUCUCGGUGGUGAGGCUGGCAGACAACGAGGUGGAGCUGAAGAUAGCGGAGGUGAAGCCGCUGGACGCCGGGCUCUACUGGUGCCAAACGCCGAGCACCGACUCCGUCAUCAGUGGCAACUACGAGGCUCAGGUCCAACUCACUGUUAUUCCCAACACCCUCCGCGUCAUCCCACAGACCCCACCCCAAGAGAUCCCAGAGGGAAGUGACCUCACGCUUUCCUGCAACGUCACGCGGGUACUCACACACCCCACCUACCUGUCCGUCACCUGGUCGCUGAAGAACGGAGCAACGUCGGAGGAAAUUUUGACAUUUGGUCCUCAAGGAGAUGUCUUCACGGGGGCCAAGUUUGCCCGGCGCUAUGCUGACGGAGGCAUCCGAUUGGUCCCCGGGAAGAAUGGACUGUUUGAACUGGUGAUAUCCAGAGUGAUGACGUCUGAUGGCGGGACUUAUGAAUGCAAUGGAACAGAGUGGACACAUGAAAAUGGAGGCAAAUGGAUAAAAAUCGUGGAGAAUGCGAAAGAAAUGGGAACUGUUAGAGUUAUUCCUGCAGGUCAGUCCCUCAGUGUGAAGGCCGCACCCUCCUCCUCUCCCUCCUCCACGUCUCAGGUCCUCUCCCCCGGCGACACGCUGACCCUCCUCUGCUCCGUCACCGCCGACAACCUGCAGGCCCUCGCCCUGGAAGUGACCUGGCUGGCCGGCGACCGCGACAUCGUCACCAUGGAGCGCAGCGGGGUGGUGAUCUCGAACACGUCGGCGGGCGGCGCGCAGGGGAAGCGAGGGGAUGCGAGCCUGGAGCGGAUGGGGGCCGGGGAGUACAGGCUGGGGGUGAGGGGGGUGAGCUCGGAGGAUGGAGGAGAGUACACCUGCCGCGUCCGAGCCUUCAUCGACAAGGGAGGGAAGAGCACGGGAGGAGGAGGGAGGUGGCACAUGGCGGCCGAGAAGAAGUCCAGCCCUGUGUCGAUUAAAGUCGCACAGAUCAAACCGAGCUUUACGCUGACCCUUGAACCCGUCCUGAACCCACAGAUGACAGCUGAACCCACAGAGCUGGCAUGCCACGUGACCAACAUUACCCACCUACCCCUGGGGGGUCGACUGGGUGUCAAAUGGGAGCACACCACACUUCCUGGUAUAGGUGAUGAUCCUCAGACCUCAAACCACAUUGGCUCCUUGGACGGCAACGGCAACCUAUUGCCAGGGUCGAUGUACUCGGAGCGGCUGAAGAGUGGGGCGAUGUCUCUGACCAGAGUCCAGCCCAACACGUUCAAACUGCGCAUCCUCCGCACACAGGAGAUCGACAUGGGCCUGUAUGUUUGCACUGUGUCUGCGUGGGGCGUCAGCAGCCAGGGUGACAUGAUGAAGACCUCUGAGUACCAAAGCUCACCAGUGACUGUACGAUGGGAUACCAAACGUCCGACUCUGAACGUCGUGGCUAAGCGUAUCCGUGAAGCCUCAGUGGGCGGGUCUACCUUUGAGAUGAGCUGCACUGUGGCAACUGAGAACCUCAGGGAGGCGGGCUACUCUGUGCUCAUCCAAUCACAGGAGAGCCUGCAGAGCAAUGUCAGGACCAUCAUGACUCUCAGCCCCGACAACGUCCUGCAGCACGGAGGAGCCACUGACCCCAACAGGAGAGACAGUCUGGUUCUGACUAAGUCCGGUGCGGCAGAGUUUCGGUUUCGCCUGGCUGGCGUCCAGUUGUCCGACAGAGGUUACUACUGGUGCGACAUCACCGCGUGGACAAAACAGCAGCCAGGACAAGCUUGGACCAAAGCCACGAGCGCCGAGUCCAACAAAGUCAGGAUAGACUUUCAAGAAAAUGGUCCGUCCUUCUCCAUCGACAUCCAAUCCGAUGACACCAGUGUUUAUCCAUCGAAAACAGCCAAGAUGGAGUGUUCGCUCAGCGUCUCUGGAUCCUCACCAAAGACCGAUGACCUGGCGUACGAGGUGCGUUGGUUUUUCACCAGGCUGCGUGGUGGACAGACGACGACCCAGGUGGCCAGUGUCGACCGUUUUGGCAUUGUGAAGACGGAGACCCGUAACUCAUCCAGUGAAAUCUCAAUAGAGCGCAUAGACACACACAAAUACCUGUUGAAUAUAUUUGGCACUCAGGACAGUGACAGCGGUGAGUAUUACUGCAUGGCCACUCCAUGGUACCUGUCGGCCUCAACGGGAGCCUGGACUCAAGCUGGAGAGCUGACGUCAUCUCGAGUCUUCCUCACUGUCCAGUUCGCUGUGUGGGACUCCCUAAAGUUACCUCUCCUAUAUGGUGCAGCGGCCUCAUUAGGUGUCGGCCUCUUCUCCCUGGUCCUUGGUCUGGUUUGCGCCCAGUGCUGCUGCCGCAACACCACACACACUCCACGCUCACGCAACAAACUGAUGGACCUGGAGAUGGACUGACAAACACUUUCCCCCGCACCCACUCACUGCAGCGCUCACAGGAGACACCACACACACAACAGACACACACCUAUAGACGAUUUCUGGGACACCCAGCUGUUUCCAGGCGAUGGACGUUGGGAGUAAAGAAAAAUUAAAAAUGACGCACCGCUUUGGAAACAGAGGCCUGGCUGAGGUGCUCAGGAUCGUUGAGCUCUGCAGUGGGAGGAGCCGGGGACUUUUGUGUUGCUUUUUUUUUUUUUUUUUUUUUUUUUUUUUUUUUUUUAAAGCACCAACGGGGAAUUAGCCUUUGAGACUUCUGUUUCUGUGGAGAUCCAAUAAAAUCUGUGGCGCUUCCAGUGAUUUUUACACAGAUAUAUUCACUCCCCAUUAAAGACCAUAGCACUCCUCGGAACAGGAGACUUCUGAGACAUCACUGCCACUUGGGAAUAAAGGACCACUAAACACAUCUGCUGCCUCUGUAACCACUAGGGAUAACAAAUGAAGCACUCAGGCUGGACUACAUGCUUUUUUUUCUUUUUUUGGCUUUCUCCUGAUGCCAUUGCUUCCUGCAAAGUACAACCACUCCAUGUUCCUGAUGGUCUUCAGAUUAACGGCACACCAGCGUGUAUCCUGUUGAAUUUUCUUUUUUUGAGGAAGCAUGGAAAAUUCAAGGGGUGCUCUGGGUUGGAAGGACGGAGGUGGCUUUUUCGUUUUACUUGUUGGAUUUCACGGAACUGAAGUUACUUUGUAUUUGCAGAGGCUGAUGGUUUAGGCAGCCUGAGCCUUAUGUCUGUCAUGGAAGAGGUCAUGGUUUGAGCAUCGUGUUUGUUUGGGCAGCAGAAGUCCCAGAAAACGAAAGUGCUCCACGUGCUUUCUGCACGAGAGGUAUUGCACUAGAACUACCACCCCAGAGUAUUCCUACCUUAACAAGAGGACAAUAUAUACCUUUAUUCUCAACUCUAGUUUUUUGAAAAUUAAGAGAUUUUAAAAUGAGAGACAUUUUUAAGCUUUACAAGGAGAUAUGCAGUUAGUGUGUUUGUGUGUGAGAUAUACUCUAUGUGGUGCCAAUAUUUGAAUUAACAGGAGGCGUGCUUGGUUCAUUUUUGCCAGAUCAACACUUGAACAGCCACUAAUAGCGGCGACAGCAAGCACUCUUCUUUUAUAGAUAUCCAGAAAUGUAUCCAGCUGUUAUUUUUUGCCUGAGUCUCGUGUGUGUUUUCGUACACUGUGUGAGCGCUGUGCUACAGUAUGUGAGACAAAGAGUUGCAUGUACCGUUUUAUGACAGACUGAUGUCAUUCAUGAGCAACACGAGCCUUUUUCCAAGGUUUCAUUUUGAUGACAUCAAAGUCCUCCUCCAUCCAGAUUUAUAACCCUAGCUGUCACUCCACUGAUGGAUGGUGUUCACACCAUGAGCAACAUGACUCUGUUUUAACAGAGUGUGGGUGGUGCAAGAAACUCAUGCAUGUUUCUUAGCUUCAGUUUUGCUUUUUAUUGGAAUAGUGCAGCAUUUUGAAAAGGAUGCUUCUUUGCUUUUUUACUGAAGAUCCUUCAACUGGAGUCACCAAGGUGGUUAGCUGAGCUUAGCAUAAAGACAUUGGUGGGAACUGGCUAAUCUGGCUCUGCCCAAAGUGGGGAAAAAAUGCAUAUUAACACCACUAAAGAUUACUGCAGUAUCUUGUUGCUUAAUUCAAACAGAAAUGUCACAAUGACAAUUUGCAGUUGUUUUACUGAGUCACAUAACUAUUUCUUGGCUGAGUGGAUGGUUAAAUAGUUUUUUAUAAGAACUAGUUGUAGCACAAAACUCCUCCUAAAACCACAAGUUGUCAUUUUCACAUUUCUGUUCAUGCACACCUUAAACAAAUGAGAUAACGUGUGUUAAUUGAUGAGGUGGGACUAAAGGGAAACCUCUUUAUAGUGAUCCAUCCUCAUUUAUUUUACAUAACCAACAUGAAGUAGACUUUUUGGCAGACAUACUUUAUUUAUUCAUUUUUAGUUUACCAAGCAGUUCCUCCUGUUUCCAGUGUUUGUGCUCAGCUAAGCUAAAGCUAAACACGUCCCAGACCUGAUUCUGGCAAACAAGCACAUUUUUCAAAAUGUCUGACUGCUCCUUUAAUGUCGCUAGCUAGAAAAGUAAGCAGAAAACUUUGAGUGAAGUGAUUUCAGAUAUUUCAGCAAUGGUUACAUCCCUUUUUCCAAAUAAUUUUAGAUGUUUUAUCUCUCCUCCUUUUUUUAAAAAAACUGGUAAGUUUACCAUGCACUUAACAGGUAAAACUGACAAUUGUAUCUACUAAAAAUCUGCCAGAACCAGCUGAUUAAGAAAAGGUCAGCUGUGCCCGACGUACAUCAGCUGACAUGUGUUGAGUCUCUGUGGUGUUUUUAUAGCAAAUGAAUGAACUUGUGGUGACUGAUGUAUCAUGUUGACUGCUGUGUGAAGGCACACUCACAGUUCCAGCAACAACACACACAAAGUGAGGAACUUCGGUUCAAACUCAGCAGGAUCCAAACAGACCUGUUAGGUUUGUGCCAGGUUGCCUGGACAUGGAUAGAUAGGCCUUUGUUUGAUGUGUUGUAAAUAGUUUUGCAAGGUAUUUUAAGCAACUAUCAGAACUUAAUGAGCAAUAUCAGGCUAUGUAGUCAAACUUUUUUUCUUUCUUCCUUUUAAACCAUAACUUGGUUUGAAUGCAAUUAGCUGUGAGUCUCAUCCAGCAAAAGAAAAACUAAGAGAUCAGAUGUUCCUAUUGGACACCAGAACGAUCCUAGAUCAGUGCUGCUGCUCUCAAAUCAUUUCUACAUGCAGAUUUAGAUGUUCACCUCCAUGUCAGAGCAACCUCCUCUAACUAUUUUGUGAAAUUAGGGAAAUAUUGAUACCAAUAUGUGUGUGUUUGCUUGGUCGAUGGUGACAGUCCCUUCAGAAACUCUCCAUAAAGCCACUCCACAGGUGUGUGUGCCUCUCUGUGAUAGUUCUGUUGCAGUAUUCAAAGGAGGAAUUCACCACUAUCACUAAAACAUAUAUACAUAGUCACAGUACGUGACCACACAGGUGAAUGAUAGGGCUCAGUGCCAAAUGCUCUUAACAGUAAACUGCACACAGAGACGAUAGCAUUGAUACACACCAUCCAACAUGUCACUGCAAGACUUCCCCAGUGUCUUUUCAUUUUAUCAUUUUAUUGCAAUGAGUAUGAUGAAUCAUGAUAAUGUUUUUUUAAUAAAUAGAUUUGUAAGAUGUA
This is a messenger RNA of Lates calcarifer (barramundi perch), 6261 nucleotides long. It is a transcript of the gene ptgfrnb, whose product is annotated as prostaglandin F2 receptor inhibitor b. NCBI's taxonomy places the organism in Eukaryota, Metazoa, Chordata, Actinopteri, Centropomidae. The transcript is spliced from 15 exons. The record is from RefSeq and is a predicted model, not a curated record. The coding region runs from base 382 to 3051 and encodes 889 amino acids.